Molecule: messenger RNA, 321 nt
Organism: Acaulospora morrowiae
Lineage: Eukaryota; Fungi; Glomeromycota; Glomeromycetes; Diversisporales; Acaulosporaceae
Source: the annotation of a GenBank genome assembly
AUGGGACAGACAGUAUCAGCGAUAACUGAAGAGCUGUCGCGGAUAAGUGAAGAUACAACUUCUUCACACUAUCAGCACAAUCAGCAAGUAGGCAACUUGCAAGGAAAGACGACUUCCCAGAAGAGAGAAAGUCCUUCUUCCCUUUCACAUUCUCCGUUAAUUUAUCAUGAAGCGACUACUAAAAAUGAACAGGAUUAUGCGUUCUACCACCAUACGCGAGAUACUUCUACACGAAAUGAAUUUGCAACGACUUCCUUUAAGCAGAAUAAUUCUUAUCCUACCACUUCUCGCCCUUAUACGAUUACACAAUCUGAAACCACG